This is a messenger RNA of Paramecium sonneborni, 1307 nucleotides long. The record is from the annotation of a GenBank genome assembly. NCBI's taxonomy places the organism in Eukaryota, Ciliophora, Oligohymenophorea, Peniculida, Parameciidae.
AUGAAAGUAAAUCAAAAUUAAUAAUUGUAAGGUUGGUAUUGUUGGAGUUAGGAUAGUUGUUAAAAGUCAUAUUGUGGAGGAUCAGCUAUUUUUGGUGGUUAUAAUGGAUUUGAUUAUCAUACUUUGAUUUUUCCACAUUAUUAAAUUGAUAUCAGAAUUAAAUUUUGGCGGUUGUGUAAUAUAUUAUCUAUAUAAGAUUGACUAAUGGAAUUUAAAUGAUCAAUUUACCAUAUAUGUUGAUAAUACCCUAGUUCAUAAAUAUGUAUACUCAAGCAUAGAUAGUUCAACAAAUAUUUGUGGAUCUAAUGAUUAUGAUUCAGUGAUUUAAUUUGAUUUAAUAGUGGAUCAUUUUAGUACUUCAUCAAUAAUUUUCGUGACAACUAUAAAUGGCGGAUGGUGGGGUAUUUCUGAGUUUAGACAAUAUGUUCUAAAAUGUCCUUUUGGGUGUGAUUCCUGCAAUUUAUAUUAUUGUUUUAAAUAAGUGUUAUUUUUGGAGCUAUUUAAUAAGAGGUUGUUUAAUAUUCAAAACUGGGAAGGAUGGUAUCAUAAUAAUAAUUAAAUUAUUGAUAUCAAUAGUAAUUGGUGUGGUAUUUAUUAAAAUAAAUGAAUUAAUAGGGUUUGAUAGCCAAUAUUCUCCUGGUGAUUAUCUUACAAAAUCUUUCAUUUUAGGAAAUCAUUUUGCAGUCAGCUUCUAAUUAAAAGUGGCAAUUUAUUUUGCUAUCAAUUCUAAGGUUAAUGUUGAAAUAGAUGGUAAUUUAAUAUCCACUUCUGAAUUGAAUCGCUAAAUACCAACAUACAUAAAUGAUGACUGCGGUAAAAUUUUAAUCUUAGAUCAAAUAAAUAUAUAUUAAUAAGAGCAUACGAAUAAUGUUUUAACAGUUAAAAUUGGAUAGUUUUAUCAAAUUAUUAUGAUAGCAGGGUAAGGUUUGGAAUAAGAGACUUUUAAUUAUUUAUUUAGCAUAAUUUAGAUACUUAUUCAAAUAUUAAUCUAUUUGAUGAAUUUUUUACUUCUCAGUUUAGGUGUAUUUAAGGAUGUAGUAUUUGUAUAAAGGGGAUCUGCUUUUAAUGUUAAGAGGGAUGGGAAUAUAUAAUAUCAAUAAAAAAUUGUGUUCCUAUAUGUGGGGAUUCAAUAAUUCUUUAAUAUGAAGAAUGCGAUGAUGGGAAUUUCAUUCCUUAUGAUGGUUGUCAUCUUUGUAAAUUUUAAUGCUCUUGGGAUUGUUUAAAGUGCUAAUUUGGUUAAUGCUUAGAAUAUUAGCAAUCAAUAAUAUAGAUUAAAAGUGAUUGCGUCUUUGAUCAAAAAAACUUGA